CUGGAACCUGGUCGCUUGAUGGUUUGGUUUGCAGAAUUAACUUUCUAAUCUCUGGGAGCAAUCCACAUCGGAGAAGAAGCAAAAGGAGUGGAAUAAGAACAUCCCGAAUUGUGACACAAACCAAGGCAAUGUCAUCACUGUUGAAGGAGGAUCUCAACAAGAAGCUAUUCCGAACUCUAGGUCAAAACUUAUAUGGGUUCAUCGAAAUUGAGUGUUCAGGCCAGGAUCGGUUUUAUCUCUGUGCUUCAGUGUCAAAAGGUGAAGAAGUACAAAUAUCGGUGGUAAAACACUACAGAACUGGCCUUGAUGAGAACUAUGAAAUAUCUGAAAAAUGGCUUCUAAAUGAUUUGGAGAUGAUAGAUGGAAAGGAGGCUGAUUCUGAUAAUCCAUGGUUUGAUAUGCAUUUCAAGCAAGUUUACACUUGGGAAGCUUACAGCUGUGCAUCUAAAUACGCCUUUGCGAGAAUAUUAAACCAGCUGAAUGAGAUGUACCUGCAAAAGGAUCUGAAGAUUGUGAACUUUGAUUUUACCUACAUUAACGACGCAGCACUCUGGUCAUCAAAUAAUGGGGAUUGCUUAGUACUUAUGAGAAUCUGCUUUUAUGCAUUCAAUCUUGUGUGUCUAUCUCUGUGUCCCCUGCCAGGUUGACUGUUGUAGCUACAUCCAGAUUUGAAUACGGCUACUGAAAAGCUAGAUAUUCAGUACUA
Pseudonaja textilis is the source of this 706-nucleotide messenger RNA. RefSeq names its product exocyst complex component 1 like (gene EXOC1L). Lineage: Eukaryota; Metazoa; Chordata; Lepidosauria; Squamata; Elapidae. The record is from RefSeq and is a predicted model, not a curated record.